Messenger RNA from Periophthalmus magnuspinnatus, 4600 nucleotides. It is a transcript of the gene slc12a5b, whose product is annotated as solute carrier family 12 member 5b. The record is from RefSeq and is a predicted model, not a curated record. Gene Ontology annotation, molecular function: ammonium channel activity; potassium:chloride symporter activity. The transcript is spliced from 26 exons. Gene Ontology annotation, biological process: ammonium transmembrane transport; chloride ion homeostasis; potassium ion homeostasis. Bases 1 to 4503 code for a protein of 1500 amino acids. NCBI's taxonomy places the organism in Eukaryota, Metazoa, Chordata, Actinopteri, Gobiiformes, Gobiidae. Gene Ontology annotation, cellular component: plasma membrane.
AUGCAGAACAACAAGACAGAUGGCGAGGAGGGAGAGGGGGGACCCAACAUCCAGGGUGAUGGGGUCCCAAAAGAAACCAGUCCAUUUAUCAACAGUAAUGUGGAGAAGAGGCAACACUAUGAUGGCAAGAACAUGGCUUUGUUUGAGGAGGAAAUGGAUACCAGUCCGAUGGUGUCCUCUCUACUCUCCAGUCUUGCCAACUACUCUAACUUACCAACAGGCAGCAAGGAGCAUGAGGAGGCUGAAAACAAUGAGGAAACUCCACGGGCCACCAAACAACCUGUUAAGGCUCCACAGUUGGGCACACUGAUGGGCGUGUACUUGCCCUGUAUUCAGAACAUAUUUGGAGUAAUACUGUUCCUGAGGAUGACAUGGAUGGUGGGAAUCGGUGGAGUCUUGGGUUCUUUUAUCAUCGUCUUUAUGUGCUGCUCCACGACCAUGCUCACAGCCAUCUCCAUGAGUGCCAUUGCCACUAAUGGAGUUGUCCCAGCUGGAGGGUCUUAUUACAUGAUAUCACGCUCUCUCGGCCCGGAGUUUGGAGGAGCAGUUGGGAUCUGCUUUUACCUGGGUACCACAUUUGCAGGUGCCAUGUACAUACUGGGCUGUAUAGAAAUAUUACUGAUUUACAUAGUUCCUCAAGCUGCUAUCUUUAAGCUGGAAGGGCUGGAAGGAGCGGAGGCAGAAAUAGCGCUCCUCAACAACAUGAGAGUCUAUGGCACCAUCGUCCUGAGCUUCAUGGCACUGGUGGUAUUUGUGGGAGUCAAAUACGUGAAUAAACUGGCGCUGGUCUUCCUUGCUUGUGUGAUCCUGUCCAUUUUGGCUGUCUAUGCUGGAGUUAUCAAUACAAUCAUAGAACCUCCACUGUUCCCUGUGUGUCUUCUGGGAAACCGCACGCUUCUCUCCAAAAGUUAUGAUAUUUGUGCUAAAGUAAUUGAAAUAGACAAUGAGACCAUCACCACCAAACUAUGGCUGUCCUUCUGCGAUUCUGAUGCUCUAAACGCCACGUGUGACGAAUAUUUCACAAACAACAAUGUCACAGAAAUUCAAGGCAUUCCGGGGGUGACCAGUGGCAUCCUGUCAGAAAAUCUUUUUAGUAACUAUCUUGAAAAGGGCAUGAUGUUGGAGAAAAAAGAUAUUUUGUCCGAACAAGACCCAGACAGUCCCACCACUAACUCAGGGCGAUAUGUGCUCGCAGACAUCACCAGCUUUUUUACACUUUUGGUGGGGAUUUACUUCCCCUCUGUAACAGGCAUAAUGGCAGGAUCAAAUCGGUCAGGAGACUUGAAAGAUGCUCAAAAAUCAAUCCCCAUUGGUACCAUUGCAGCCAUUACCACAACAUCAACAGUGUAUAUGUCUUGUGUGGUGCUGUUUGGAGCUUGUAUAGAGGGAAUAGUCCUGAGAGACAAAUUUGGUGAAGGGGUGAAUGGUAACCUGGUCAUUGGUACUCUGGCUUGGCCAUCUCCGUGGGUGAUUGUGUUUGGUUCGUUUUUUUCCACUUGUGGAGCAGGUUUGCAAAGUUUGACUGGGGCUCCACGCCUCCUACAGGCCAUUGCUCGAGACGGCAUCAUUCCUUUUCUCAGAGUGUUUGGACAUGGCAAAGCAAAUGGAGAGCCAACCUGGGCCCUUCUGCUCACAGCCAGCAUUUGUGAGAUUGGCAUCCUCAUCGCCUCUCUGGAUUCAGUUGCUCCCAUCCUCUCCAUGUUUUUCUUGAUGUGCUAUAUGUUUGUGAAUCUGGCCUGUGCCCUACAAACCUUGCUGAGAACUCCAAACUGGAGGCCCCGCUUCAAGUUUUAUCACUGGGCUCUGUCUUUCUUGGGUAUGAGCCUGUGUCUGUCUCUCAUGUUCAUGUGUUCCUGGUAUUACGCCAUAGUAGCCAUGGGCAUAGCCACCUGCAUUUACAAAUACAUUGAGUUCUGUGGAGCUGAGAAGGAGUGGGGUGAUGGGAUACGUGGCAUAUCUCUCAGUGCCGCUCGAUUCGCUCUGAUGAGGCUUGAGGAAGGCCCACCACACACCAAGAACUGGAGGCCUCAACUCCUAGUUUUGAUGAGUUUGGACUCUGAGCAGAACGUGGAGCAGCCUCGUCUCCUCUCUUUGACUAAUCAGCUCAAAGCAGGAAAAGGCCUCACCAUUGUUGGUACCUCCGUUCAAGGCACGUUCCUGGACAACUACAUCGAGGCCCAGAGAGCAGACCAGGCCCUGAGAAAGUUGAUGGAGACAGAGAGGGUGAAGGGCUUUUCUCAGGUGGUAGUCUCCUCCAGUCUCAGAGAUGGGACAUCCCACUUGGUCCAGGUUGGGGGUCUUGGAGGCCUUAAACACAACACAGUGAUGGUCAGCUGGCCUCAUAAUUGGAAACAACCACAAUACAACCAGCAAUUCAGAAACUUUAUUGAGGUGGUCAGGGAAACAACUAUUUCCAGUCUGGCUCUGUUGGUUCCUAAAAACAUCUCUAGUUAUCCCUCAAAUGGAGAACGUUUCACGGAGGGUCACAUUGAUGUGUGGUGGAUUGUUCAUGAUGGAGGGAUGCUGAUGCUGCUGCCCUUUCUAUUGAGACAGCACAAAGUGUGGAGGAAGUGUAAAAUACGCAUUUUCACUGUUGCUCAAAUGGAUGACAAUAGUAUCCAGAUGAAGAAAGAUCUCAUCACAUUCCUCUAUCACCUUCGAAUAGAUGCCAUGGUCGAAGUGGUGGAGAUGCUUGACAGUGACAUCUCAGCCUACACUUAUGAGAAGACUCUGGUAAUGGAGCAACGUUCACAAAUACUGAAACAAAUGCAACUGACAAAGACUGAGAUGGAGAGAGAGAUCCAGAGCAUUACAGACUCAUCCCGUGGAUCCAUUAGGCGUAAAAGCACAGCGGCCUUUCGCUCCCAGCGCAGCACAGAUGAGCCAUCUACAGUUGCAGAGGAGGAGUCUGCAGCAGCCCCCAACCGUAAAAACAGCAAGAACACCUCCACGCCCACAAGCCCCACUUCCCUUAGUUCACUAGCAGGGGGCACUGGUACCUGGACUGAUGGUAAAACACUGGAAAGCAGCCCAAGCACUGUCACAGAGGGAGGCAAAGACCAUUUCAGCAUGAAACCAGAGUGGGAACACUUGAACCAGACAGAUGUGAGGCGCAUGCACACAGCCCUGAAACUGAAUGAGGUCAUCAGUAAGAAGUCCAAAGAGGCCAAACUGAUCCUGCUCAAUAUGCCAGGGCCUCCCAGGAACCGAACCAACAGAACUAACCCAAUGGACAAUGCAGUGUACAAGGACUAUCCAUUCUUUACAGACAUUCAAGUGAUGAUUUUUCUUGGUUUUGGUUGCCUUUUGUCAUUCUUUCGUAUGUAUGGAUUUGGGGGCAUAGUUUUCAACUUCCUCACUGCUACUUUCACUAUUCAAUGGGCUAUUUUGGUUCAGGGCUACUUUCAAUUCAGGCAUAAUGGUCAGAUCCACCUUGGUGUGAUUAACCUGAUCAAUGCUGAGUUUGCAUGUGCUGUUGUUUUGAUCUCUUUUGGGGCAGUCCUCGGGAAAACCAGCCCUUUACAACUACUAAUAAUGUCAUUAUUAGAAGUACCAAUAUUUGGAGCUACUGAGUGGGUUGUUCUCAAAUAUCUGCGUAUAAACGACGCUGGAGGAUCAAUUCUAAUUCAUCUAUUUGCAUGUUACUUCGGUUUAGGAGUUACAUUUGUUCUGUACAGGCCUCAACUGAACAAUGGACACGCCAAGGAGAACACAAGCUACCAUUCUGAUGUACUGUCUGUCAUGGGGACUCUGUUUUUGUGGGUGUUUUGGCCUUCUUUUAACUCUGCACUGACCAUUAAAGGCGAUGACCAACACAGAGCCAUUCUCCAUACCUUCAUUGGAUUAAGCGCCUCAACCCUCACAGCUUUUGCGUUAUCAUUUCUGCUAAAUAAAAACGGGAAAUUGUCAAUGGCUGAUGUGCAGAAUGUCACACUUGCAGGUGGGGUGACUGUGGGUGCGUCAGUGGACAUGAUGAUUUCUCCCGUAGCCGCGUACGCAUUGGGAAUGGCCGGUGCGACUGCUUGUAUGCUGGGUUACAAGUAUUUAAGUCCCUUUCUUGCACAAAAUUUCCGGAUCCAGGAUCAGUGUGGCAUUCACAACUUGCACGGCCUCACCGGGCUCAUUUCGUGCACAGCGGGGAUAUGCGCCAUUCUUUGGGCCAGUGAGGAGGUCUAUGGGCCAAGUCUGUAUGAGAUCUUUACGCACAGAGCUCCAGUGGAAGAUGACCCAAAAUUGUCAGAACUCCAACAGUUGGUCCCAGGUUUAGCGCCUGGUUUGGGGAGGACUGCUCGAGAACAAGCCCUUUUCCAGGCUGCAGCUGUAGGAUUGACCAUUGGAGUGUCCGCAAUUGGAGGCGUCAUCACAGGCUUCGUCCUGAAACUCCCAGGGCUUGCAGCUCCUUCGGAUGAGCUGUGUUUUGAUGAUGAGCUGUUUUUUGAUGUUCCAUAUGACUAUGAUGCACCAGUCAAUAAGACCACAACAACCGAGGACUUAGCUGCAUAAUGUACUCAAAGAUGUUUACCAGGCAUGAUAAUAAAAAAAAAAAAAAAACGAGAAUUAAAGAAUAAAUAUAUGUUACCAAGUAAUAAAAUGUAUUUAA